This is a messenger RNA of Lampris incognitus (smalleye Pacific opah), 864 nucleotides long. RefSeq names its product V-set and Ig domain-containing protein. NCBI's taxonomy places the organism in Eukaryota, Metazoa, Chordata, Actinopteri, Lampriformes, Lampridae. The record is from RefSeq and is a predicted model, not a curated record. The transcript has 3 exons. Gene Ontology annotation, cellular component: plasma membrane. Gene Ontology annotation, biological process: regulation of osteoclast development; regulation of bone resorption; regulation of actin cytoskeleton organization. Bases 1 to 864 code for a protein of 287 amino acids.
AUGGACACCUUGUUGAUCUGCAGCAUUCUGAGUCUGCUGGUGUCUGCCAAAGGAGACCACCAUGCCUCCACAGAUGACGGCUGGUCCAUGAACGUGCAGGCAGAGGUACGAGCCAUCGAGGGUUACCCAGUGGUUCUGCCGUGCACCUUCAGCCAUCCGCAGCACAUCUACCACCCCACCCUGCAGGCUGUGUGGCGUCUGGGCCAUGGCGCUGCUGCCAUCGUCCUCUACCGCUGCACCAGCCGAGCCAGCUCUCAAACUUGCGAGCCAAGACCGCGGCAGGACCAGCGCUAUCGCCUGGAGGGCAACCCUCGGCAACACGACCUCUCCCUGCGCAUCAACAGUGCUGCCCUGCAGGACAAUGGACGCUACUACUGCAGAGUGGAGGUGGGACAUGAACACCACGGCUAUGAGGACAAGAUGGGUACCAGACUCAGAGUGGAGGCUGCUCCGCGGAUCCUGGCUAUGUCAGUAGAGGGCAAUGAGGAGUCAGGGUACCGGGCUUUGUGUCGGGUUCAGGGUUCUCCUCUGCCAGACAUCCAGUGGUUCGGUCCAAAUGAGAUCCUGGACGACGCCUCUGUUGGCCCACAGGCCCAGAACUCGCCAGCUCACCAGAUAGUCAGCCAGCUGGCAGACGUGGUGCCAGGGCAGCAGUACACCUGCAGUGCCUCCAAUCCGUUGGGGAAGGAACGGGCCACACUGUACGUUCUGCCCCCCCGACAGGAACCGCUGCCCGCCGGGGAAACUUCACCUCCUCUGCUGCUCCUGCUGUCUCUCUCUCUGGGGGCAAAGGUUAUCCUCCUGGUCGGCCUGUGGGGGGCGCUGGGCAGAGCACUGCCUGGCCUCCGCUGCCACUGGAAAUGA